AUGCCCAAUUUCCGCAGCUCCCGUCGCGCGCCUCAGCUGAAAGACAACGAGAUCGACCACGCCAUAGACCUCGUUGACCAUGAUAACUCGAUACCCGUCGAUGACGCUCGAUCCUUGAGUGUCGUCACAGCCAACACUGCCGACCUGUCUGCUUCGGGGCAGCCCCUUAUAUCCCCCGACUCGAGAGCACCCCUCAUCCAAACCUCUGAAGGAGAUCCUGUACACGUAUCGGACGAUGCGGGAACCGACGCCGGCCCUUCUGACGGACAGGACAUAGCCCAGCCCGCUACAAACGAAGCCGAGUCAUCGAGCGCAAGGAAAGAAACAAUAUCGGCUCAGAGGCCUCUGUCCAAGGCUUUCAGUAGCAGAAGCAAGCGGGUUUCCCAACAUCACCCCCACACGUCGAAAGAGCACGAAACUGCAAUCGAUAUCCUGUUCGAAAACGAGCGCGGGGCCUUCCUCUGUGGCCGGCCUCUCUUCUCUUCCGCUGCGCUGGGGAACCUGGAUCCCCCACCAUGGACCAACUUUGCCCACAAGCCCAGCCCUACCGACAUACACAACGCCCAAGUCCCUGACCCGAGUUGGGAAUGGGUCUGGCCCGAAUGGCGCAUCAAUCGAGACGAAAUGAUCGAGUUGGAUGACGACGGUUGGGAAUACUCCUUCAUGUUUUCGAAGUGGUUCUCAUGGCAUGGACCCAAGUGGUACAGUUCAUACGUGCGAAGGAGGGCUUGGACCAGGAGACGAGUCAAAAAGGGCUUCGGCUAUCAGGCGAUCGACGAGCAUUUCAUGAAUACCGAUUACUUCACAGUCACUUCCCCGCGGCAGAAGCAUCGCAGUACUGUUGCGAUCGCUGCCCAAGUCGAGCAGGCAAAUGUUGGCCAGCAAUCCCGGGCGUCGCAAGAGCUGGGCCUGACUAUCCAAAAGAUGCUCCAGGAGGAUGACGACAAAGCUUAUGCCAAGGUGGUCGUGAAGACUGCCGAUGAUCUUGUGCCGGUUCUCAGGCUGUCACGCAUCGACCGAGAGAAGCUCGAGGCGGUCGAAAACUACAUUGAGAACACGGCAGAUGAAUUGCUGAAAUUGCAAGACUACAUGCAUGAGAUCAUGUCCAUCUUCGUGUUCCAGUCCUCUCGAAAGUUGUUGCUCACCCGACUCAUACAGCUCCACGAUGAAGUGGUAGAGAAGCAAAGGAAAGGGGAAUCACGCGAGACGCAGAAGAUGGCCGAGAACCUUUCUGGUGCUAUUCGGCACGCUGACGAGGAAGUACGACGUCUAGAAUACUGGAGCGAUAUCAAAGGGAUGGCAGAGAAUGGCGAGUCCGGGGGUGCCGUGGAUCGCGUCAAGGGAUGGGAUCAUGGUUGGGAAGGUCUCGACAACAGUGGUGCCAAGGGCGUCCCAGGAGGAGAAGCGACCUUACCAUGA
Anthostomella pinea is the source of this 1419-nucleotide messenger RNA. The record is from the annotation of a GenBank genome assembly. Lineage: Eukaryota; Fungi; Ascomycota; Sordariomycetes; Xylariales; Xylariaceae.